UUUUUCUUUCUUUCUUCUUCUCUCUCCCAUUUCCUCUUCCUCAUCCUCGGUCGUGUGUGCGUUCUUGUUGACGCCUCCUCGAUACUGCUCCCAACUUCAUUUUCACGAGUACAUGGCCGAAGCAUGAAAGCUGAGAGCUUCCCAACGCGUCUUUGUGUUCAGUGGGAGGCGCGGACGUCACAUGAGCACACUCGACGGAGGCUCAGAAGCAGAAGCAAGCUCCUCGGUCUGCAUAUUAGACCUCUACGCUCCGAAGCAGAACCAGCUACGAAGUGUCGGACCCUUCUCUGCUCAGAACCCGUCAAGAAGCGUGAGAGCGAAAGGAGCGCCCGAGUCCAGCGAGCACACGAGUGUCGUGUUGUAAAAAGAGGAAGUGGAUCCGAAGGCGGCGUCAAAACGAGGAAGUGUGAGGUUCUGCCAGGUGGACACGAUGGACGCGACCCGGCCCGCGGGCCCGGCGGGAAGCUUCCCCAGCCUCACCUGAACGACCCGGCGGGAACCGGGCCGGCGCGACCCGCGUCCUCGGCGAAGAUGCGAGUGAGCCGCUCCGACGUUCUGCUGGGCUGCGUGCUCCUUUGCUCCGCCUCCCUGCUCUACCUGGGCCUGAGCGGGCUGGACUGCCCCCCCGAAAGCCAGCGCUCCCGCUGGGCCGAGCUCCGCCGGGCCGCCUCGGCCGAUCCCAACGCCUCGCUGAGCGAGCGCCUUCCCGAGGACACGCCCCUCAUCUUCAUCGGCGGCUUCCCCCGCAGCGGCACCACCCUGAUGCGGGUCAUGCUGGACGCUCACCGGGCCGUGCGCUGCGGCGAGGAGACCCGCGUCAUCCCCAGACUGCUCACCAUGCGCGCCUCCUGGAGCCGCUCCGUCAAGGAGCGCAUCCGACUGGACGAGGCCGGCGUCACCGACCGGGUCCUGGACUCGGCCGUGCGCGCCUUCCUCUUGGAGGUGAUCGUGGGCCACGGCGAGCCGGCCCCCCGUCUGUGCAACAAGGACCCUUUCGCCUUGAAGUCGCUCACGUACUUGGCGCACAUCUUCCCCAAGAGCAAGUUCGUGUUGAUGGUGCGAGACGGACGCGCCUCCAUCCACUCCGUCAUCUCACGCAAGGUGACCAUCUCGGGCUUCGACCUGAACAACCCUCGCGACUGCCUCAGCAAGUGGAGCAACGCGGUAGAGACCAUGUUCAACCAGUGCGUGGCGGCCGGCCCCGAGCGCUGCCUGCCCGUUCGCUACGAGCACCUGGUGCUGCAGCCCGAGCGCGAGAUGAGGAAGCUGCUGCGCUUCCUCGAGCUCCAGUGGGACGCGGCCGUCCUGCACCACGAGGAGCUCAUCGGCAAGGCCGGCGGCGUCUCUCUGUCCAAGGUGGAGCGCUCUACCGACCAGGUGGUGAAGCCGGUGAACACGGACGCGCUGGCCAAGUGGGUGGGCCGCAUCCCCGAAGACGUGGUCGAGCACAUGGCCGAGGUGGCCCCCAUGCUGGCGCGACUCGGCUACGACCCGCGCGCCAACCCGCCCGACUACGCCCGCGCCCCCCCGCUCGCUAAGCCCGCGCUGCCUUGGAAGAUGGCGGAACCUUCCGGACCCGCUUAGACGGCAAAAGAACUUUCUGGACUCGACCUCACAACCGCCCCGCGGAUCCCCGGCGCACCUUCGAGGCGCACUUCUUGUUUCCUAUCGCACCCUUUUCAGUUUUUUCUUCUUGCGGUGGCCGUCUGCGGACUCGUACGCCAGCGGCGCCGAUGUGAACCACACGCUGGAAAUUUUCAAGACGAUUUUCUUAAUAAAUUAUUGCAAAAGACUGACAGACGCCUCCGGGGGCGAGCGGGCGCAUUUCCCGAUGGGCGCCGCUCGUCCAUACGGGAAACGGCCGUGCGGUAGCUGCCAUUACUGUACAGCAUGUCUCCAUGGUUACCAACAAGUCAAUAAACACAAAUGACACAAUAGACAUUGCUUUAUUUAGCGGCUAAUGGUUAGCAUUGGCGGUGUUCCGUGAACGCAGCGCGACCUCUUUCGCUGGCUAGCAGGCGAGCUUGUUGAUGCUCGCCAAAGCAAAACGCGUCGUGGCUCGACUUCGUGCUUCUCGACAAACAGAAGUUUUCUUCACUUGAAUCACUUACGAGCUUUUAUGUCGAGCCAAUCUCUUGACAUCAGUUGGCUAAUGCUGCUGUUGUGUACUAAAAUAUUUGCUUGUCCUUAUUUUAUCAUGAUUUCAAAUUCAAUUUAUUCAAACUAUACAGUGAACCUCCACAUAU
Messenger RNA from Phycodurus eques (leafy seadragon), 2246 nucleotides. It is a transcript of the gene tpst1l, whose product is annotated as tyrosylprotein sulfotransferase 1, like. Bases 124 to 1584 code for a protein of 486 amino acids. Lineage: Eukaryota; Metazoa; Chordata; Actinopteri; Syngnathiformes; Syngnathidae. Gene Ontology annotation, cellular component: Golgi apparatus. Gene Ontology annotation, molecular function: protein-tyrosine sulfotransferase activity. The record is from RefSeq and is a predicted model, not a curated record. The transcript has 7 exons. Gene Ontology annotation, biological process: peptidyl-tyrosine sulfation.